UUCCCUUCGUUCCGCGAACCUUAGGCGUGAUUGUUUUAAAACACACGGAGCACAAUAGAAAAUAUAUAACGUUAAUAAUAAUGACCGAAAUCAGAGACAUGUCCAUAACGAGAUGAGUGCGAGUGUUUAGUUUAGUGCUUUCGCUCGUGCAGCCGAUGGAGAUUAAUAUCCAGAUUAAUAUCAUAAACCUGUGUUUUGUGUGAUUAUGCGUGUCUCUUCACUAACAGUUCAGUCACUGCAGAUCAAUGGAGUGCAUUGAAACAGUCUGUCUGAAACAAAAGAUGCUACAGGGCCAGCUACUUUAGCUUAACACUGAUGUAAACAAUAACGCCGACGUCUUUACGCGAUGAAGAACUGUGAUUUAUUCUAAUUAUAAACAUAUAGUCGAGGUUAAACGUUUGUGCACACACAUUUCAGAAUUUGCUAAAUGUUAAUAACAAAAACGAGAGGGAUCAUAACAUUUGUGCUCAAUAAUAUAAUUAAAAAUUAAAGAAAAUGUAUGCUCAAUUCUCAGUACUGUGUGUUGUUAUUGAUCCACGGCUGUUUUGAUCUUUUAUUGUAGUUGCUCAUGAGUCUCUUGUUUGUCCUGGGCUGUUUCUCAGCGGCAUUGGUGGCAAUGGCUAUAAGAUCUGCAGGCUUUCGAUGCUUUUGGAAAAUCAGCCUUGAGCAGUUAAACAGCCCACUGUUCAUGAAUACUGUAUUCUCCAGGUGCUGCAUAUUGUAUGGAUUUCAGCGUCUUCUGUACAUUGAAGGUCUUCCCAGCAGCGACUGUAUGGUUUUGAGAUCUAGAGCUGCAAGGAGUCAUUGAUGCUCAAGAGCUAGGGUACACUUUAGUGAAGUCAUGGAUGUGGAUGUGGUGAGUUUUCGUUUGCCUGGGCACGGAGACACCGCCCUGAGUAACAUGAACUUCCUGCGGACGCAGCAGCACUUCUGUGAUGUCACCAUUGUGGCGGGAGGCCGGCGCAUGUUCAGGGGUCACAAGGUCGUGCUGGCCGCUUGCUCUGUUUUUCUCAGGGACCAGUUUCUCAUGAACCCCUCAUCGGAGCUACAGGUGUCAAUGUUGCACAGCUCAGCGGUGGUAUGUGAGCUCCUCCAGUCCUGUUAUACAGGGAUGCUGCAGUUCAGUGCCAAAGAGAUUGUCAACUACCUGACUGCAGCCAGCUACCUGCAGAUGGAGCAUGUGGUGGAGAAGUGCAGAGGAGCCCUGAGCCAGUACAUGCAGCCCCGGAGCUGCAGCCCACUUGUGAACAUCUCAACCUCAAACAAGUCUAUUCAGACUAUGAAAUCGGAAGACUAUUCGUCUAUGCCAGUGAUUGUCAGUGUCAGAGGAUCAGAUGCAUCUGGUCAAUUCGAGGAAGGGGACGGGCCUGAGGAUGACAUAAUUCAGGUGCAGAUCUAUGAUGAACAUCAGGACCAAGAGAAGCUCUCUGGUGCUGAGGAGGAAGACAGAGAAGCUGUUGUUGUGUUGGAUGACCACAGUCAGCUGGACGCAGGAAUAGAGGAGGCCAAUAUGGAUGGUCGAGCCAAAGGAAACGGCAUCAGAGGGACGGGUCGCAUGUGGAGACGACGGCACGGAGAGCACAGGGGAAGAGGCUUUAAACACCGGAAACGAUACGUAUUCAAAGACCGCAAGCUUAUGGGUAACUAUCAGGAUUAUCAGGAGCACCUUCCAACACAAGAUGAGACAAUGGGUAAUUUUGGAGAAGACUUUCAGGCAGAUUUUAAGUCCAAUCAGAAUCUCACAGAUCGUUCUGUCUUUGCUGAGUACAGGCCUGGAGAGGGACAAGGAGAAGAGAUUGGCUCCGAUGGAGGUCCUGCACACUUUGGUGUGGGAGCUUCCAGCGGGGAAGAUGGAAUGGGAGUCGGGACACAUACAAAUGAACACGGAGCUGCUGACGAGUCCGUGGCGGUGGUGGGAUCCACGUCCUGCGUAGCGGGACCAGUAGUGUGCGAGCAGUGCGGACUAGCCCUUUGCUCAUUGCAGGACUUAGCCAUGCAUUCCCUGUCAACACACCGGCUGUAUGUGUGUCCGUGCUGCGGGAAGCACUUCAGUCACUUUAAUAUCCUCAACCGUCACAUGAUCGUCCACCGCGGAGUAUCCAAGCUCCACUGCUGCCCCCUGUGCCACAAGACCUUCACUCAGAAGUCAACACUAUAUGACCACAUAAAUGUGCACAGUGGGGAGCGGCCAUAUGUAUGUGCAUACUGCCAAGUCAGCUUUGCCCACAGGUCUGCUCUGCGUCGUCACCUGAUGGAGCAACACGGAAAAACCAUGCCCCAAAACCACAUGGAGAUGCAGCAAAACAAUGACGGUGGUGUUGGGCUAGGGUUUAAAUCACAUCUGAAUAGGUAAAGUAGGUGUUAUAAUGAAAAUUAUCCUUUUUUUCAUUAUAUACGUUUAUAUUUGUAUUUUGCACAGCCAUGAAAAUGUCUUUGAAAUGGAUAAUUACUAUGCAUUUGAACUCUACAGCCUGGAGUGAAUGAAUGACUGAUUAUACAGUUAAAUAGCUUGCCUAAAAAGUUUAUUCUGUCGUGAUUUGUCCACCCUAAUGUUAUGAUAAAACCUUUGACUUUCUCCUCUGACUUCUCUGAACACAGAAUAAUAUAAUUUAACUGUUUUUGUCCAAACAAUAAAAAAAUAGAGUCCAAACUAUAGUGGCUCUACUGCUAUGUAUAAAGGUACCUGUUGAGAAUUACUGCAUGCUACACCUCUGUCAGUGCCUUCGGUCCAGCUGUGGUUUUUCAUAGAUAUUUUGCCCCAUUAAAGGGAUAG
Puntigrus tetrazona (Sumatra barb) is the source of this 2773-nucleotide messenger RNA. Its product is annotated as zinc finger and BTB domain-containing protein 22-like. The transcript is spliced from 4 exons. Gene Ontology annotation, biological process: regulation of transcription by RNA polymerase II. Lineage: Eukaryota; Metazoa; Chordata; Actinopteri; Cypriniformes; Cyprinidae. The record is from RefSeq and is a predicted model, not a curated record. Bases 842 to 2353 code for a protein of 503 amino acids. Gene Ontology annotation, cellular component: nucleus. Gene Ontology annotation, molecular function: RNA polymerase II cis-regulatory region sequence-specific DNA binding; protein binding; DNA-binding transcription factor activity, RNA polymerase II-specific.